ACGUGUCGUAUUAAAUGAAAAAAAAAAAACAAAAACAAAUGUUCUGAAAACAACAACGGGGAAAGUGAAAGCUCAAGAAUGGCGGAGAAAAUAAAUUCGCUUGCUGUGGCACUCCCAGUUCACAAAUUCUAGUGUCACUUGCUGGCCUUUUUCUAUUUUGCCACAACUUAGCAUUCACCAACCUAACUUAUGAGUGUACAAACACAUAAUAAACUGGUUUACAUAGAUCUACCGUUAUAUCAUAUCAAUAUCAACACACUAUGCUAGCUGCUUUAUGAACUCUAUGUGGUGGGUGUAUAUAGGGUAAUGGCACAUGUCACUUAUAUGAAAAUUAUUAGGAUUAACCUGCCACAAUGGCUGUCAGCGAUUCGUUGAACUUUGGAGAGUGGCGAAUCGAAGAAAACAACGUCAAAUAGGUUGACAUAGUUAGAACAGAAACGGAAAAGUGGUGAAUUGAAAGCGGCUAGAACUUAUGGAAGUUGUGUGAAAUAUUGUAAUCUAUAUAGCUUCAUCCAAUAGCAUCACCCUGUAUUUAAUAUACUGCACCCAUACAUGCGAAGAUUAAUAAAUUUACUCAUUCUAGUAGAGUUUGGCGAAGUUUACCGUUAAGGAUAUUUAAAAUUCAGUAUUCCUUUAGCUUUUGCACGUAGCGCUUCCUCCGAAGAAACUCAAAAUUAAAAUAAACCUAGAAUUUAUACAUAGUAAAAGAGUAUACAAAAAACAAUUAGUGUAAAAAAAAAACAAAUUGUGUUUAGAUUAAUUGUGAAAUAACAACAAAACUAAAGUUCACAAGUUUAAGUACUCGAAGUUAAUACUUUACUUUAAAAGAACUCAACAAACACCACAUUUAAUAGUUUAUAUUGAAAGUAAUCGGCAAUGAACAUGGAAGAAGAUUCCGAACCUGUGUGGCUGGAAACAGUUACUAUUGGCGGUUUUCGUGUUUGGCAUAUAAUAGCGAUUUGUCUAGGCAUAUCAUUGAGUAUCUUAAUUAUGGUCUGCUGUUGCAUACGAUUCCGUAUCCCACGCACCAAACAAGAAAUAGAGGCGGACUAUCAGCGUAAACAAAUCACAAAGAAAUUUCGCGAGAAACUUCAGCAAAUCAAAAAUUCCGAUAUGGACGAAAUGGACUUACAAAAAGCCAUUGCACACAUUCAAGCGGAGUAUUUAUCAGCACAAAACAGCUGCGGCACCAGCGACGCUGACAAUGCAAUCAAAGAUCCAUAUGGAAGUCUAAAAUUUAAAAGCAACAUACAAGUGCCUGCGUAAAUGAGCACUUACAUACAUACGAACAUACAUACUUACUGCAUGUUAAUAAUAAUUAUAUCAGAAAUAUAGUUAAAUAUUUAAAAGUACACGGAUUUUGAUUAUCAAUAUUGCAAUUGUUUUAUUAUUUGUGGAUUCUAUAUCAAAUUCUUUGAUCGGCAGCAUUACAAACUAACGCAGCUGUGUUACUUCACAUUUCACAUUAUCUAGGAUGUAUUUUAAAAUUUCAUUUUUAUUAAAUUUAUUAUUACUUAUUUCGCCUUUAAUCAGCGCCAUUAAAUAACACGUUUACUCCGGUAUGGAACUUAAUUGUAGUUUAAUUUCAUUAGGGCUGUUACCAAAUUAUUAAUCCUAUUAUGUCUCGAGGAAUUGUUUUUGUAUUGUUUUGUGGUGUUUUAGUUGAUUAAUUUUACUCUUAGUUUUUAAUACUCUUAGCAUUUUAUGAUUUUUAUAUGCCGACAGAAUAUAUUCCCUGGCAUGUUUUCAAACGCGCGCAAUUUAUUUCUUUCAUUUUUCAAUUAAUUUUCACGGCUU
Molecule: messenger RNA, 1797 nt
Organism: Zeugodacus cucurbitae (melon fly)
Lineage: Eukaryota; Metazoa; Arthropoda; Insecta; Diptera; Tephritidae
Product: transmembrane inner ear expressed protein
Exons: 3
Coding region: 877-1266 (129 amino acids)
Source: RefSeq, a predicted model, not a curated record